This is a messenger RNA of Hyla sarda, 2835 nucleotides long. It is a transcript of the gene MAG, whose product is annotated as myelin associated glycoprotein. The transcript has 11 exons. The record is from RefSeq and is a predicted model, not a curated record. NCBI's taxonomy places the organism in Eukaryota, Metazoa, Chordata, Amphibia, Anura, Hylidae. The coding region runs from base 641 to 2521 and encodes 626 amino acids.
CCCGACUCAUUGUCAUCACCCCAGAGAAGACUGUGCCCGACUCAUUGUCAUCACCCCAGAGAAGACUGUGCCCGGCUCAUUGUCAUCGCCCCAGAGAAGACUGUGCCCAACUCAUUGUCAUCGCCCCAGAGAAGACUGUGCCCGGCUCAUUGUCAUCGCCCUAGAGAAGACUGUGCCCAGCUCUGUGUUUGGUCCUGAGGAAGACCCAGUCCAAUUCAUUGGCAUUAGUGCCUGCUUCACUGGCAUUAUUCUGGAGAAAACUGUACCUGGCUCAUUGGUAUUAUUCUGGAGGCCACUUGUUAUGGUCCAUUAGAGAAGACUGUGCCCAGUUCAGUGCCAUUAUACAAUACAGUGACCAGCUCUGUGGCAUACUUCUGGAAUAAGACUCUUCCAGUCUCAGCAACAUUGCUAUACAAGAGACUGUGCCCGACUUGCUGGCAUUAUACCAAGCUGUAUUGAAUUCAUUGACAUUAUUCAGCACCAGACAAUACCCAUCUCAAGGGCAUUAUAUAUAAACGGUGCCAGGGUAGCACGUUAUGGGGCUUGGCAUCUGAGGGGCACCACAUCUAGAACAAACCAUAUUUAGAUAUCUGGGGAAAUUUGCACGGAGCAGAGAAUAUACCUACUGGUUUAGAAGAAGAUGGAAUGGCGGUGGAAAUCUCUUCCUUUGCUAUUAAUUAUUUUAGACGGUGCGCUGAGUAGACACUGGUCAGCUUGGAUGCCCCCGUCCAUCUCGGCCUUCAAGGAGACUUGCGUUGCCAUCCCGUGCACCUUUGACUAUCCCGAUGACGUCCGGCCGUCGGCAGUACAUGGUAUCUGGUACUUUAACAGCCCCUAUCCCAGGAACUUUCCUCCCGUGGUUCUGAAUACAAAAACCAACUCGGCGCAUGAGAUGUACAUGGGCCGCACGAAGAUAAUAGGGGACCUGACAGGGUCAAACUGCUCGAUACAGAUUGAAAGAGUCACCAGCGAACUUCAGGGGAAAUACUACUUCCGGGCCGAUUUGGGAGGUUACAAUCAAUAUACCUACUCAGAACACGCCAACCUUUAUAUACUAGAUGAACCCUUUGUAGUUCAGCCCCAAGAGAUUGUAUCGGGGGCGGAAGCUGAGAUCACGUGUUUGGUAGACGAUAACUGCCCCGACCUAAAGCCUACGGUCACCUGGAUGAAUAUUGAAGGGCUGGAACAUCAUACCGUGUACGCCCGGCUGGAGGAAAACAGUGGCGCUUGGAAGCAAAUAUCUACCCUGAGGUUCCUUCCAAGUUAUAAAAACCACGGCCAGCGCCUGGGCUGUAAGGUCACAUUCCCGGACUCUGAGUUGGAGUAUAAAGGUUUCGCCACAAUGGAUGUAAGAUAUGCCCCUCGCAUUGUGGACAUUAACUCCUCCACCGAGACGACGGAGGGCACCCAGGUGGUCUUCCUGUGUGUGAUCGAUAGCAACCCAGUGUCACGUGUCAUGUGGUUCAAGGAUGACUUACUGCUAAAGGAAGAUUAUAGCGGGAACCUUUCCCUGGAACUGGAGUAUAUCACCUACAACCAUGACGGCGUCUACAUGUGCGCGGCCGAAAACGAGUAUGGCCACAUCAACAAAUCCAUAGGACUGGCCGUCAUGUACCCUCCAUGGAAACCCUCGGUGAACGCCUCCAUGGUGGCGGUAGAAGGAGAGCCGGUCACCAUCUUGUGUAACACGCAGGGUAACCCCGACCCCAUCAUCACCAUCAUCAAGGACAAACAGGUUCUGAACUCGGUCAUCUUCCAGAAUGAACUGGUGCUGGAGAUCCCAUCGGUGACCCAUGAACACGACGGCGAGUACUGGUGUCUGGCGGAGAACCAGUAUGGGCACAGCAAUAGCUCCUUCAACCUCACUGUUGUAUUUUCACCGCUGGUUCUGCCGGAAUCCAAGUGCACGGUGACCAAGGAGAGCGUCCAGUGUAUGUGCACGGUGAAGUCCAACCCAGAUGCCUACAUCAUGUUUGAGAUCCCCGAGAAGAACCUCACGGUCAGUGAGCUGAAUGCGGAAUACGUCCACUCCCAGAGGAACGGCUACAUGGUCAGCAGCAUCCUGACCCUGCAGAAGGAGACAAAGCUUCCGGAAGUUGUACUGUGCUCCGCAAGCAACUUGUAUGGCAAGAAGGUCCAUGAGCUUUUCUUUCAGGACACAAACACCUUAAUAUGGGCCAAAAUCGGUCCCGUGGGGGCUGUGGUGGUUUUUGUCAUCCUUGUAGCGGUCGGUGGCUACAUGAUUAAAACCAGAGAAAAGAAAAAUGUGACAGAAAGUUCCAGCUUUAUUCAGACAGAGACUUCACCGUCAUAUAGUGGAGACGCCUCCAAGAAAAAUUUAGGAAAAAUUGAGAGCCAAUUUCUCAGUAUUUCGGAACGGCUACUAUUGAGUAAGAGGCAGAAAACACCUGUGACUGUGGACUCUGAGUAUGCAAACAUUGACUUUACAAAGAAGAGUGUUACGGACAUCUACACCUCCCCCGAGGAGCUGACUGAAUACGCAGAAAUCCGGGUGAAAUGACGGCCACUUAUCUAACAGCACAAACACAACUGGGCCCAUUGUCUGACCUCCAUCUUAUAUCUCCAGCCAAUAUUCUAUAGGAUCGAAGACAAAAAAAAAAAGGAUUCAAUUACAUUCCCCUGGUCAUAUACAUAGACAUGUUUAUUAAAGUGUAUCUAUUAUACCUAUUAUUCAUUAUUUGGCAUGAAUCAGUGUAUGAAGCUUUUUACUCACCUUACAGUAGGCUAUCCUUAUCCUGUCUGCAGCCCCUCACAUAGAAGAGGGGGAGGAGGGGAUGGAGCUGCAGUAUGUCACAUAGAAGAGGGGGAGGAGGG